Molecule: messenger RNA, 1813 nt
Organism: Diabrotica virgifera virgifera (western corn rootworm)
Lineage: Eukaryota; Metazoa; Arthropoda; Insecta; Coleoptera; Chrysomelidae
Exons: 2
Coding region: 650-1471 (273 amino acids)
Source: RefSeq, a predicted model, not a curated record
CCGAUUAACUUUUGCAGGCGUUCUGUUGUUAUUUUGUGAUUUACUUGCCUUGUGCCGGAAAUAUUUGUGUUUAGUGCUUAUUUAAGUGUGUUUAAAUAAAUUAAUUAUUGUUAAUUAUAUUUUCUGUGUUUUAUGAUAAUAAAUUAUUUGUUACCUACUGUAGUGACAUUAGUGACAAAAACUGAAUGUUUAUAAUGUCUUCGAAUUCGAGUUCUUGUUCUUCGCGGGAAUCACGGGGAAGGAAAAGUUGCAAAGUAAGUUCCCUGUUUAAAAUGCUAAAAACACAGAAAAAAAAACUCCUCAAGUAGAGUGUACUUUUUGUACACUUCAACUAUCAAAAAAUGGGACACGUUUGUUGGAACAUAUUAAAAAAUGCCUAAAAUGUCCAGAGGAAGUUAAAAUAAAGUAUGGAGUGACGGAGAGAAAACAACGAAACAUUGGACUAUUACAAACAAUACAUGAAAAAAGGGAGGAAAAAGUUAAAGGUAUGUACCAAAGCUCUAAAAAUAUUUCCAAAUUUCCCUCUUCUUUAUUUAGUAGAAAUUCCUAAAGAUAACCUUACUUUACAGACUUAUUUUUAAAUUUAAUACAUUUGGGAAUUUUAUUUACAGAAAAACCGAAAUCACAGUCUAAAGAGGUGUCCGCAUUCAUGGAUAAAAUGACACCUGAACAAAAAGUAAAAGCCGAUGAACUGCUUAGCCGGGCUACCUAUUUAAGUCAAGCACCACUGGCUUUAGUAGAAAAUAUACAGUGGCAGAAGUUGUUUAAAUUUCUCAGACCUGCUUAUCAGAUACCAACCCGACACCUUGUAUCAGGCCCACUAUUAGACAGUGAGCACCUACGUGUAAAGGCUAUGGUUUCGGAAAACAUUGCUGGAGCACAUUCUGUUGGACUAAUGGUGGAUGGAUGGUCCAAUAUUAGGAACGAGGCUGUCCUAAACUUUGUUAUAACAACUCCAAAGCCAUUCCUUUUUAAAAUUAUGCCCACAGACACUGCACCUCAUACUGCAGAAUAUAUGGCAAAAACCCUUGGUGCAGUAAUACGUGAAAUCGGUCCCCGAAAGGUAUUUGGUAUAGUCACAGACAAUGCAGCAAACAUGAAAGCUGCUUGGGCCUUGAUUGAAAAUGAUUUUGAUAAUAACAUUUUUACCUAUGGAUGCUUUGCUCAUUCUCUUAAUUUAAUAUUUACCGAUCUCAAAAAUUUAACAAGUCUGAAAUCGUUUACUGCCGAGGCUGUUGCCCUUACAAAGGCCAUCCGACAAAGCCACAUAUUAUCUGCGUGGGUAAAGGAAAAACAAAACGAAUUAAAAAUAAGUUGCAGUCUUAAACUCCCAGUGCCUAUCAGAUGGGGAUCAUUAGUUCUUUGUCUACAAUCAUUGCUUGCUAACAAACAAAUAAUAAAAAGGAUGGCUAUCAAUGAAGAUGUUGAAAAGGCAGUAAGCAAACACCCAUCUUUAAAAAAAAUGCUCUAAGCGAUAUAUUUUGGGACCGGGUACAAGGAUACAUUAUGCUUCUGGAACCAAUUGCUAACACAAUUACCUCUGUAGAAGGUGACACACCAACGAUUUCAAAAUGUCUGCAUUUAUUUAAAAAAAUGGUUAACACCUCAUUAGAAAAUGUCACUAAAAGUCCAUUGUUAUCCAAAGAGGAAGCAGAUACAAGGGCAAUUUUUGAAAAUCGGAAGAAGUUUGCUAUUUAUAGUGUUCAUUUUGUAGCUAACCUUUUGGAUCCAAAAUAUCGUGGCUGCGAACUUAGCUCAGAUGAGAUGGUAAAUUUUUUUAGGUUAUAGUGGGUUUUAUUUAUAUUUAUAUUAA